This is a messenger RNA of Eublepharis macularius, 7698 nucleotides long. It is a transcript of the gene VASH1, whose product is annotated as vasohibin 1. The transcript has 8 exons. Gene Ontology annotation, biological process: regulation of angiogenesis. Lineage: Eukaryota; Metazoa; Chordata; Lepidosauria; Squamata; Eublepharidae. Gene Ontology annotation, cellular component: cytoplasm. The coding region runs from base 989 to 2047 and encodes 352 amino acids. The record is from RefSeq and is a predicted model, not a curated record.
CCCCCGGGCGCCAGAGCCCCAGGCCGGUUCCCGUGCUUGCUCGGGCCGGAGGUGUCGGCCGGAGGGCUUGCAGGGCGCGACCCUUCCGCAGCGGCUUUGUUCCCGGCGCGCAGCAUCUGCCCGGCCGGCUCCUCCUCCUCCUCGCCCAGCGGCAAAGGGAGCCGCUGUCUGCGGCCGGGCCGGCCUUUGUCUCUCUGGCUGGCCCGCAGAGCUAACGGGUCCGCUUGGGAAAACGCGCGCGGAUGCCUUUCCCUCUGAAGCAGCUGCAGCCUCGCUCGCUUGCCCGCCUUUCUCCCCCCAGCCUUUGCAGGCGGCCGCCUCCCUUCCCCGGCAGCGCCCAUUGCAUUGUGAUCCGCUCCUGAGCUCACCUGCUUUGCAGCCGGCGGGGCUCGGGUUGCAGCUAAGAAAGGCGCCCGGAGCUGCCCCGGCAAGGCUCCCCCACCUUGCCUUUUGCCUUGACCUUCUCGCGUUUGGCUUGCUGAUUGCCUCUGUCUGCCUAAAGGGGACUGGAGGGCACCUGAGCUCAGCGGGUGGGGCAUGCCUGCUUAUUGUCCUGUUGCUCUUGGGCGAUGACCUGCUGCUCUUCCCAUUGGCAAUGCCUUGGUAGGUGAGUAGGAUGCCUUCUUGAAAAGCUUGACUGCAUCGAAGGGGCCUUGACUUCUUCCUCCCGCUCCCUCCCUCCCUCCGGCUUUCUCUUCAUAUCCAGCCAUAUCCAUUCUGGGGGGCGGGGGGGGGGGGGAGGGAGAAUACCUGUUUUUUUUCCUUUUGCUUGAAAAAAAUCCCUUUCCUAAUUCUUUAUGAACUCCUCUGUUUAUUUUAUUUAUUUUAUUCCAUUUACAUUCUGCUCUCCCUGCAAGCAGGCUCUUUAAGUUCCUCCUCUUGAAGCAACAGAUUCUUGCUUGCAGCAGAGACUUCAUCUCCAGCAACCUGAGGAGCCCAGGCAGGGCCCUGCUGUAAGCAAGAGAAGGUCAGAUUGACGGACGCUGGGAUGUCAAGCAGCAGAGCAGAUGGUGGUGGCAGCAGUGCUGCCGUGGUUAGGAGAUCAGAGGCUAGUGAAGGGAUAGCACAGAGAGAAGAGGAGCAAGAAGAAGAUGGAGAUGAAGAUCUCCGUGAUGGUGGGGUUCCCUUCUUUGUGAAUCGAGGAGGACUUCCCAUUGAUGUGGCCACCUGGGAGAGGAUGUGGAAAUAUGUGGCCAAGAUCCACCCAGAUGGAGAAAAGGUGGCCCUCAGGAUCCGAGGAGCCACUGACCUACCCAAGAUCCCCAUACCAAGUGUGCCUACACUCCAGCCGUCCACUCUUAUCCCUGAGCGCCUGGAGACUAUACAGCGCUAUAUCAGGGAGCUUCAGUACAAUCAUACUGGGACACAGUUCUUUGAAAUCAAGAAAAGCAGGCCUUUGACUGGGCUGAUGGAUCUGGCCAAAGAAAUGACAAAAGAGGCCCUACCAAUCAAGUGUCUGGAAGCUGUGAUCCUGGGAAUUUACCUCACCAACAACAUGCCAACACUGGAGCGUUUCCCCAUCAGCUUCAAAACUUAUUUCUCAGGGAACUACUUCCGCCAUAUUGUGCUGGGAGUGAAUUUUGGGGGCCGCUAUGGGGCGCUGGGCAUAAGUCGGCGUGAGGAUCUCAUGUACAAGGCCCCCACCUUUCGCACACUAAGUGAGCUGAUCUUUGAUUACGAGGAGGCAUACAGGCGCUGCUGGCAUACCCUCAAGAAGGUGAAGCUUGGCCAAUGUGUGUCUCAUGAUCCGCACAGUGUGGAGCAGAUUGAGUGGAAGCACUCCAUCUUGGAUGUAGAAAAGCUCAGCCGUGAGGACUUCCGGAAGGAGCUUGAGAGGCAUUCCCGUGACAUGAGGCUGAAGAUCAGCAAGGGUACGGGGCCACCAUCCCCGACCAAGGACAGGAAGAAAGAUGUGUCCUCCCCACAGCGAAGCCAAUCUAGUCCACAUCGUCGCAACAGCCGGACAGAAAGGCGGCCUUCUGGAGAAAAGAAAACUACUGAGCCCAAAGCCAUAUCCGAUCUUAAUGGUUACCAAAUCAGAGUGUAGAGAGACUCGCACUAUUUGUGGACUGCUGGCUGGGCAGCGUUUGGACUGUGUUUUCCUGAAGCAUGCUCAUGGGGGAGGGGGGCAGUGGACAUGGAUUGCUGCUUUUUCCGAAGUGUCUCCUGCAUUGAGGAUCCCAGGGCUGUAGCCUGUAGCUCAGACCAGCCUUCCUGAUUUUUGUAUGAGGGAGGCAUUUUUAAAUCCUGCCAACAAAAUGAACCUUUUUAAAGCAUCACACCUGCCAGUUUCUGGUUUAGUGUUUGUACAGUAUUGGUAAGGAACGAAAUCUUCCAUAGAAUGAUGGCGAAGUUACGGUCUACUGGCAUUCUUUUGACUUGGCACAAUCCCUCGCUGGGUGUCUGUCUCCUUUUUAUACUUCAGAGGGAAUCAAGGUUACAUGAAGACCUCAAAACAGAAGUAGAGGAGGAGAACUGGAAUUCAGAAAGGAGAGGUCUGUGGAAAAAUCAAUGAAUCUGUACCUUCUGAGCAUUUCAAUAUUUUCAAAUAAGAUGGAGAAGGGAGAGAACUGUAUUUUAACAUAUAUCCUGAAACCAUCAACUUAAUCCUUGUACUGCUGGUUCCAAUGGCGGAGUGCCUUGUACUUCUCCAUCUUGCAGUUUCUGCUGCAAGCCGACUAGUAUAUUAUACUAAUGAUCCCUUUAUGUAAAGCCACUUAGGAGGUGCCUGUAUUAUUGUGGACAGAAGCAGAAGGAAGGGGAUUGAUGUUUCCCUUAGAAGUUAUAGCACCCUUUGGUGCAUUCAAGAAAUUUCCUGGAGUUUAGGUUAUCUCUUCACUUUCUGGUAUGGAGUACAUUAGCAAAGCACUGCAGCCUUUGGGGUCAGAAGAGAAUGCAGAAGUAGAUCUCUAUAAAGGUUCUCAGAGUGUAACACAUACACACACACACCCUACACUAGGUAUGUGUCAAUUCUUCCUACAUGAAGGUUCUUAGAUAUGUCCAGACUUGGUUUUCACCAGUAGCCUAUGAGGCUGCAAGCCACACAGCAUCCUAGGAGUGCAUCCACUUCUUAUGUGUUCUGUUUUGAUUCCUGUCUCAUGCAGAGUGCUUCAAGAUCCAAGUUUUUUCCCUGUGACUAGUCUGGACAGAAGUGUUGCAUUGUCUGUCAGUCCUGUGUUUUUUUUAAAAAAGUGAAUUGCACUUGUAUUUCCCCUAGAUUCAGAAUCUUCUUAUAGUAGAAGCCGGAUCUAUUUCCUUCAGGGUCUUGUCUCAAGAUCUGUCCACAUACUUUUGUCAGAAGUCUAGAUAGAGAGGUGGUGAUGAGUGCAGUUACACCCAUAAAGAGUACUUAUUCAAGAGUGGGGAAGGGGAACCAGGAAUCUAUUAUUAUGGAAAAGAGGAUCUUGAAAGAAAUCUGCUCGGUGGAAAGGAUCGCCUUGGUCUUCCUAAACGCUGGUUAAGCACUGGUGUGGAAGAUGAAGCCAAGCAUUCUCCUUGUUCUAGUUGACUAGCUCAGCUUCUCAUUGGGUCCAGUUGGCUUUGGAACAGCACGAGUUCUCCAGAGAGUGAAAAUGCUGAGAGGGGACAUAGGGACACCAAGCGGGUGUGUGCAAGUUACAGAAACCUAGAUCUUUGGUACCUGUCCAACAGUAUUGCGCUUUUGAGUCCUCAUGUUUGAUAUGGCCAACUCAGGCUGUAGCUUUAUCACAACUCCAGGAAGCCUGGCUGGUUGUCUUUCUGUCAUUUUUCUCACACAUACUCAAGAAUUAUUUAUCAGUUUUUAAUGUAAUAGGAAGGAGCUGGACUUCCUUCUGAUUAGUGACCUUCCAUGACUUAAUUAACCCUUUCAACAAAUGGGAGUGUAACAAGGAGCCGAAUUAGCCAUGUAUGGCUAGGAGCAGGCAAUAUUGUAAAUUAGCACUGUUGCAUUUGUGUGUGUGUUUUGAGGAGGGAGAUAUAAAUGGGUUUGGACUUCAGUUCGAAAGAGGAGCUGAUUUGGAGCAGUGUACUACUGUGGACUCUGCUCCCUCCCUUAUUUUAUAACUGAAAUAUUCAGUGUAUCCUAUAAAAGUGUACAAGCAUUUAUUGGCCAGAUGGAAAACUGCUGUGUUAAGAUAUUCCCAGAAGAAUUAAGGCUGGUUACUAGAAUUAUUUAGGGCCUUCUUCACCAAGCCUGUCUCCUGCCUUUUUCUUGUCAACACACGCAAGAGGAAAAAAUCUUCAAUAUGCCUGGUUCACAUUUUUAUUCAAAGAGUGCUUUCUUUUUUGUAAUUGACACUAAUCUUAGUUUUUAGGUAAUAAAUAGCCAGACUCUACUGAAUAUGAUGUCCGUGUUUGAUCCUGUGCAAAAUGUCUUGAUUGCCUUUUGUUUAAAACACCAAACCUUCCUUAUCUUGUCUAUCACCAUCAUUUCUUUUCCCCAGUUUAACUGCUAAAUCCUCUAUGCAAGAAAUAGAGAAGGGGAAGAAAGGAGAUUGUGGAUAAUCAUGGACUAUGCUGGUGGCUGAGCUGAGUUUUUCAGAGCCAUCCUUCAUAACUCGGAGAAUUUUUCCAAGUUCCAAAGUUAAAUUUAAAGUAGUAAUUUAAUGAUGGGCUCAGCCAGAUGAUGAAUGCCAUUGCAGUGAACUGUGAGCUGCCAGUAGUGGUCUCUCUCUGUAGGGACACCGCAUCAUGAGGCAGCGUAACCAUGAUUAACAUGAAAUCAAGCAUUAGACACAACUGGAACAUGAUGUCUCCUCCUGCCUCCUGGAGCUAUCUGCCAAGUUUGUGGUUGUCCCUUUCUCCAGAAAAAAUGGUCCAUCUGUAAACAGAGAGAACUUAGUUGGAAGGGAUUCUGAGGAGAACUACAACAGGCACCUCUUAUAAAGAGGCAUGUAUCUCAUUCUCCUUUAAAAGAAAUGAUGUUAGAUUGUAAAAGGAGUUUUGGAGGAGCAGCAAAAUCAGGUAUUCACUGAAUUGUGCUAAGGUAGGUCAAAGUAAAAUGCUAGUAAGAUCAGUGAUACAAUUCAUCAAUGCAAUGCUUGACCUCAGGAAGUUGUGCACUCCCCUUCCUUGGAGGCAUUAACACACACAGCCAAGCCUCAGGACAGAGGGGGCUCAGCUAGACAGGUCCCUUCUGAUUAUGUCUUCUUUUGCGUAAUGUGAAAAUACAGAGAUGAGAGUUCUGUGCUGUUUAUCUUCAGAUGCAUGUAAAGGUGGUGAGAUAGGUUUGCUAGAUUAAUGUUGUAAUAAGAUAUUUUAUACAUUAUUUUAAACAAUCUCCUUUCUGGUUUAGGUAAAACCACAGAGCUUUGCCUGCUGUCCUUUGCUAGCAAAAUCUAGCAAUAGAGGACCAAGCGGCAUGAAUAGCAGCCCCAUGCGAUACAUUCCUGGCAGACUGCAAGGAAUUCUGUCCUUGGUUUUAAAAUUAUCUGCAUUUAGAAUUGUUAGAGAGAAGGUUUGUGUGUGUCUUUUUAAAAAAGAAAUUGAUUCAGAGGACAAUUUGGAUGGGGGUGUUAGCAUUCAAAUGUUUGAAGUGAUACAGUAACUCUUGUGAUACUACUACUCAUGUUCUUUUUGUGUCCCUGGAAAGUUCCACUUAGUGAGAAUCCAUAUACUUUUGUUUGGAAUCAGUGAAAAAAUGCCGCCAUCCUAAGGUGAAAAUAAAAACAUGGUUGAAACUUAGAUCUAGUUCACCCAAGCAGGGGAAAGAGGUGAUAGGAUGGAGUGUGCCCAUUCAGUCUCUAAACGAUGGGUUCCAGCUACGAGUGUUCCUUUCGGGCCUUUUAUUCUUUUUUAAGGUGAAAACUAGCAAAACAGGGAAAGGUAGAAUCUCUUUUGGCAUGCUGUGCCUGUUUCCUCUUGGCAGGCAGGCUUUGACAUAAGGAAGUAUUCCAAAAUUAGGUUUUUCCACCUGUAACUCUGAAAUGGUGAAAUGUAUUCUACCUUAUUCUCUUGCAUGUGUCAUACUGAAUCUUAGCCAUAAAUAUUUUCCCUUCUUCUGAUGCAAUCAGGAGAGAAGUGAUCAGAUAUGCCUGCGAGAUCAAGAACAUUGCUUCAGAACAGUCUCUAAAGGAGAAAGUGAGGAGAGGAGGCUACUAUAGCCUCUCCUUGCCCAUAUAUGCUGGUGCCUCCAUUUGCAAACUGCUUUUUUAAAUACUUACCGUCUCCCUAUGAAACAACAUUGGCUUUUUCAGAGGUCUGGAGGGGAUGUGGUUUACACAGUAAUAGUGUCAGUAUUAGUGGAGCUGCUUUACAACAUACGACAAGUGUUGUGUGCCAGACUUAUUUGGUAAAAACGUUAGCCAGAUUGUAUCCCUGAAGUCAUGUGACAGGCUGGAUAUGUAUAUGGGGGGUGCAAUGUCUUCUUAACUCUUGUCUUUUGAAUUUUCUAUACCCCUACCCGAUUAAGCAUUUCAGUUUCAAGGCCAAUGUUGUCCUCAGUUGCAUCACAUCAACCAGUCAGUUCUCCUGAUUCUUGUGAAUGAGACACUGCUGUAGCAGUUUGCCUUCUGUAAUUGAACUUGUCACACAUUGUAGUUACGCUACAAUAAAUUUGUUAGCCUUUAAGGUGUUAUGGGACUCUCUUGAUUUCUGAAGCAAUCAGGGUAAUAAAGUUUCUAGUUUUCUUGCUCUAAUGCAAGACUGAUUUUGGAUAGUAAAAUAUAAGCUCAGGUUUAAUAAUUCACAGCUGGUUUUCUCUGGCACUUUCAGGGUCUGAAAAUACUGUCAGUUUCCCCUAUGGAGUUCUGAUAACAGAAAUCCUGCAGAGUCAGGAGAUUGGAUGGCUCCUCUCAAAGUGGCUCAAAGGAGUGGUUUUCAAAUGUUCUGCUAUUAGGAAACAGUCUGCAAAUAGAUGCAUUUCUGCCAUGGAAUCUCUGUAAGUUAGCAGAGGGUUCUCUACUGUGCAGGGUGCGCAGAAUUCCUGAAAUAUAUUGGCCAGGGCCUUUUACAGGCACAACUGCCUUGCAUGACAGUCCAUUGCAGAAAGGAACCAAUAAAUGGUCCAUUUCUCUAAGAAAGGUGGGCUGUUUAUUGACCAUUACUUAUUUUUUAAUUAAGGAACUCUUGCCUUCUCUGGUGUGCACACAGUUAAUAAACCACAAGCUUAAAGAGAACUGUGAACAGGAACCACAAUAUGAUUUUUUUGGGGCCCCAAUUUUCCCUUUGUGUAAGAUGUAUACGAGGAACUUGUGACUCAGUUCCUUGUCGCUAAUUGUUGUUCCUGUCUUGCUAAUAGGCUCAAAAGUCAGCUAAGCUGCUUGGGGAAUUCUAAAUGAAGCAGGACCAAAGUAGCAGAUGUCUUUGUUGGUAAAACCAUUCUCCCCGCCCCCCCUCCCGCCCCUUGCCAGUCAUGCACUCACCACCUGCUUAGAUGACUGAAUCGCUUAAGCUCUGCCGAGCUGAGACCCUCAACAGAUUUGCCAGGAACAAGAUGGUGCUAGUGGGGCUAGGGAACUUGCUUUAAUACCAUCUGUAUUUAUCCAGUUUGAGCAAUUGGCCUUAUUUUUCAGAACCAUUUUUGUUGUCAUAACCAGAGGCCAAUGAAGGCUUUUAUGGGUUGUCAAGUGUCUAUUCUGUAAACAUAGUACUCUUUGUGAUCUGAAAUAGGUGUGUUGGACCCUCCUUUAGCUCUUCUUGCCCUCUUAUCUGUAUUCUUCUCAUUGAUUCCUUUUAAAAAGUUUUUAAAAAAAAUAAAUAUCCUUUCUGUACAAUUUA